Molecule: messenger RNA, 762 nt
Organism: Wallemia ichthyophaga EXF-994
Lineage: Eukaryota; Fungi; Basidiomycota; Wallemiomycetes; Wallemiales; Wallemiaceae
Product: Clathrin light chain
Exons: 3
Coding region: 1-762 (253 amino acids)
Biological process (GO): intracellular protein transport; clathrin-dependent endocytosis; clathrin coat assembly
Cellular component (GO): plasma membrane; clathrin coat of coated pit; clathrin coat of trans-Golgi network vesicle
Molecular function (GO): clathrin heavy chain binding; structural molecule activity
Source: RefSeq, a predicted model, not a curated record
AUGAGCGCAGAUUUACUAGGCGAUGAGAACGACCAGCGUCUCGAUCCAAAUGUCGCAGCGAGUGCGUUUCCAGACAUCGAUGGCGUAGACGGCGCCGGAGAGAAAUACCCAGAUAUCGGCGAUAUUGGCGGUGUUGGUGGUGAUACCCAAAUGGAUAGCAGCACACGGGGUAUAUCACCAUCUGGAGCACAACCGGAUGAAAUAACUCAGUUUGAAUCCUCAUUCCCGGCGUUGGAAGGUGAGGAGGUGGAUAGUGGUGUGCUUGCUGCACCUGCUGAGCCUACUGAACCUGCUAUAUCUUCCGCACCCUCUGCGCUCUCCGUACACGCUGCAACUGCUCCAAAAACACCCGUCUCCGCACCAUUAUUCUCCGCUAAGCAAGAUAGUGAACCAGAGUCAGAAGCAGUGCGCGAGUGGGGCGAGAAACGUGCUUCUGAAAUAGCUACGCGUGACGCAGCAUCGGAGAAAGAGAAGGAGGACAUACGUCUCAAGGCAGAGCGUGCAAUUGACAGCUUUUACAAGGACUACAAUACGCGCAAAGAGACUAAAAUUAAGGAAAACAAGCAAGAGGAGGAGAAGUUUAUGAACGAGAGGACUGAUGGACUCGGAAAGGGGACAACCUGGGAGCGUAUUUGUGGCUUGUUGGAUGUGGAUAAUCCGCACAACAAACAACUCAAUCGCAAGGACAUGUAUAGGUUUAAGGAGGUGUUGAUGGGAUUACGUAAGCAGGGUGAUAGAGCACCUGGAGCAGCUGGAUAUUGA